Messenger RNA from Racocetra fulgida, 363 nucleotides. The record is from the annotation of a GenBank genome assembly. Lineage: Eukaryota; Fungi; Glomeromycota; Glomeromycetes; Diversisporales; Gigasporaceae.
AUGGUAAUAAACGGUUAUCUUUCUCUUCAAGAAUAUUGGGAAACUCCUGAAGAAAUUGGACUUGUAGCAUCAUUCUUAGAUCCAAGAAUUAAGUAUUUAAAGUUUCUUGGUGAUGAAUCAAUAAAAAAAACUAUAACUAAUAGAGUGCGAACACUUUGCAAUGAGGAAAAAUACUACCAGCCCUCAGUUGAGCUUGACAAGUCACCUAUUAUGUCAACUCUCGAACCUGCAACAACCAAUAACUUGAUUGUGGCUUUAUAUAGUAGUGAAGAACCUGAUGAUAAAAUUUACAAUGAAACUGAAGUUGACCGUUACCUCCAUGAACCUGUUGAGAAAAAGGGCUGCAAUCCACUAGCAUGGUGA